CGCACAACAUUGCCUUUAGAUUGGCGUUAGAUUGGCAACCACUGCCGAUUCACCGGGACUGGCCGACACACAUCGCACACGGAUCGGUCGGUCCCGUUGGGUUUCGCUUCGGCCAGCCAAUUCACGCAGCAGCGCGUCUAUUGUGCAUUCCAUCGGAUCGCUCCAUCGGUAUUUGUAGUUUUUGUGUGUGUCUGUGCAGAGGACGGACGCGCACUCGCGUUUCCACCGUCAUCGUGGUUGGGAUUCACGCAAGGAAUGUUGUGUGAAUUGUCGCUGGCAGCUUUGGACGACGUGGAGCGUACCACAAAGUUUUGGAACACACCAAUGUAAAGAAGUUGUGGACGCGCCUCGGAAGGUGUCUUUGCGCGAAGGUGUGUACCUGAGCGCGUGUGUGUGUAUGUGUGUGGGUGCGCAUCGUGAAGUGAUUGGUGGCAUCUACGCAUCGACGGCCCAGUUCCGGAGAAGGGGCGCGGAACCCCGUUACAGCUGAUCACGCCGAAAACGCUGUCUGGGCAAACGACUCGUCCAACGAAGAUCGUCCCACAAUCGAUGUGUACCAACAAUUGCAACAACCCACUCGUUAAGCAUACAACCUAAUUGAUCGAAAUUCACAUCCAAACCACCUCCCCCACCCCCCCCCCCCCACCCCAUCCCGUAGACAAGCAGUGCAAACAGGAUGAAGCCAAGGCGCGUUGGUAUGGCAAGGGGCUACGAGGAAAUGGACGGAGCGAACGUUCCUCGUCCACCCGGCUCGACGGUAUCGGUUGGUGGAGCUGCCAACGGUGCUGACUCCUUAUCGGGAGGGGCUAGCUCACCCCAAUCACCGGUGUCUCCUCCCGUCGGUUCGAUGUUGGCUGGAGCGGCACCGGAAUUCGAGCUCGCCUCCGUCAGUGUGGUGCCGGAUGAUACGUACACCGUGACACAAGCUGUCAAUGCGCUCGGUUUCGGAUGGUUCCAGGUGAAGUUGUCCCUCUGCGUGGGGCUCUGCUGGAUGGCCGAUUCGAUGGAGAUGACCAUACUGAGCGUGCUCGGUCCGGCACUGCACUGUGACUGGGGUAUCUCGCGGUACCAGCAAGCGUUGGUCACGACGGUUGUGUUCUUGGGCAUGAUGCUUAGUUCCACCUUCUGGGGUCAUCUCAGCGAUCGAUACGGUCGCAAACCGGCCUUAACGCUGUGUGGAGUACUUCUGUUCCUGUACGGAUUGUUGAGCUCCGUCGCACCGAGCUUCGGUUGGUUGCUGUUGCUACGUGGACUGGUCGGAUUCGCCAUCGGAUGUGUGCCCCAAUCUGUCACACUGUACGCCGAAUUUCUGCCGACGAAACAGCGGGCCAAAUGUGUCGUACUGUUGGAUUGUUUCUGGGCGCUGGGAGCAUGCUUCGAGGUAGCGCUUGCACUGGCCGUGACGCCGACACUUGGAUGGCGAUGGUUGCUUGGAUUGUCUGCCGCACCGUUGUUUAUCUUUGCCAUCAUCACACCGUGGCUUCCGGAAUCGGCACGCUACCACGUUACCAGCGGCCAGAACGACAAAGCACUGAACACACUCGAGCAGAUCGCGAAGGACAACCGGAGACCGAUGCUGCUUGGCCGGCUGGUGGUGGAAGGACCGAGUGGAUCGCGCGGAAGCUUGAAGGCACUGCUCGGCAGCUCGCUAAGGCGCACCACGCUGCUGCUGUGGUUCAUCUGGAUGUCCUGCGCGUUCUGCUACUACGGGCUGGUGCUGAUGUCGACCGAGCUGUUUGGCGGGAAGAACAAAACCAUCGUUGAUGGUGCGCUGACGGACGACGGAAUCACGAUCGACUGUCAGCCGCUGGCAACGACGGACUAUAUGGAUCUGCUGUGGACGACGCUGGCCGAGUUUCCGGGCAUUUUUGCGACGAUUUACGUGAUUGAAAAGUUUGGCCGCAAGAAAACGAUGGCACUGCAGUUCCUUUUCUAUGCCGGAUGCGUCCUCAUGAUCACCGUCACUGAAGUACGCGUAUUCUUAACAAUAAUCCUCUUUAUGGCGCGCGGAGUCAUUGCCGGACUGUUCCAAGCGGCGUACGUCUAUACGCCAGAGGUCUACCCGACCGCGCUGCGAUCGGUCGGUGUUGGUGGGUGUUCGGCACUCGCACGCCUCGGUGCUAUGGCCACGCCGUACAUUGCGCAGGUCCUGUUUCAAUCGUCGAUCUGGAGUGCGGUGACCGUCUACGGCAUCUUUGCAGCGUGUGCCAGCGUGGCCUGUAUGCUGUUGCCGUACGAAACGCGCGGUGCUGAUUUGGCGCACUAA
Anopheles arabiensis is the source of this 2266-nucleotide messenger RNA. RefSeq names its product synaptic vesicle 2-related protein. Gene Ontology annotation, biological process: transmembrane transport. Lineage: Eukaryota; Metazoa; Arthropoda; Insecta; Diptera; Culicidae. Gene Ontology annotation, cellular component: membrane. Gene Ontology annotation, molecular function: transmembrane transporter activity. Bases 677 to 2266 code for a protein of 529 amino acids. The transcript is spliced from 7 exons. The record is from RefSeq and is a predicted model, not a curated record.